GGGUAUCUAUUUUAGCCGUUACUACAAAAGACGUCCCGCGAAUACAAACAAAACAGUGGAAAACGUGUCCAUGGCAUCUCCGUCAUCAACAAAGUGAAACAACCAAUAUCCACUAUACAGAUUACAGACUAUAAUCAUUCAUUAUAAUACACACACACACAAGAAGAAGAAAAAAACCUUUUCUAACAAUCAACUGAGUGGGUGGAGAAAAUGGGGAGAAAAGAAGAAGAUGAUGGAGUAGAGAGAAGUGAAGGAGGAGUUGUGGUGGUGAACCCCAAGCCAAAAAACGGAGUAAUUGGGAAGGCCAUAGACUUGUUGGAAAAAGGAAUCAUAAAGUUAAUGCACGAUUCGACCAAGCCACUUCACUAUCUUUCAGGGAAUUUUGCACCUACGGAUGAAACUCCUCCUCUUAAAGACCUAUCCGUCACAGGCCAUCUUCCGGAGUGCCUUAAUGGUGAAUUUGUUAGGGUUGGUCCAAAUCCAAAGUUUGCUCCGGUUGCUGGAUAUCACUGGUUUGAUGGGGAUGGCAUGAUUCAUGGCUUGCGCAUUAAAGAUGGAAAAGCAACUUAUGUAUCACGAUAUGUGAGGACAUCACGUCUAAAGCAAGAAGAGUUCUUUGGAGGAGCUAAGUUUAUGAAGAUUGGAGAUCUUAAAGGGUUGUUCGGUCUGUUCACUGUUUAUAUGCAAAUGCUCCGUGCAAAGCUGAAAGUAUUGGAUAUCACCUAUGGAAAUGGCACAGCUAAUACAGCUCUAGUAUAUCACCAUGGGAAGCUUUUGGCACUUUCAGAGGCUGAUAAACCUUAUGCACUUAAAGUUCUGGAGGAUGGAGAUCUUCAAACACUCGGCAUGCUGGAUUAUGACAAAAGAUUGGCGCAUUCCUUCACUGCCCAUCCAAAAGUUGACCCUGUGACUGGUGAGAUGUUUACCUUUGGCUACUCCCACAACCCACCUUACAUCACUUAUAGGGUUAUAUCAAAGGAUGGAAUCAUGCAGGAUCCGGUCCCAAUAACAAUACCAGAGCCUAUCAUGAUGCAUGAUUUUGCUAUUACUGAAAAUUAUGCAAUUAUGAUGGAUCUCCCUUUGUGUUUCCGACCGAAGGAAAUGGUGAAAAAUAAUCAGCUGGCUUUUUUCUUCGAUGCUACUAAAAACGCUCGAUUUGGAGUCCUGCCACGAUAUGCAAAGAGUGAGGCCCUAAUCAAGUGGUUCGAGCUUCCUAAUUGCUUCAUAUUUCACAAUGCCAAUGCUUGGGAGGAGGGAGAUGAAGUCGUGUUGAUCACCUGCCGCGUUCAGAAUCCCAACCUAGACAUGGUCAACGGAGUUGUUAAAGAAAAGCUAGAGAAUUUCUCCAAUGAGCUAUAUGAAAUGAGAUUUAACAUGAAGAGUGGUGCAGCUUCACAGAAGAAACUCUCGGAGUCUGCUGUUGAUUUUCCACGGAUCAACGAGAGCUACACUGGCAGGAAGCAGCGAUAUGUAUAUGGAACCACUUUGGACAGCAUUGCCAAGGUAACUGGAAUCAUCAAAUUUGAUUUGCAUGCUGAACCAGAGACUGGAAAAGCACAGCUUGAAGUUGGAGGAAAUGUUCAAGGCAUCUUUGAUCUAGGACCGGGAAGAUUUGGUUCGGAGGCUGUAUUUGUUCCCCGUCAGCCUGGUACGGAAUGUGAAGAGGAUGAUGGCUACUUGAUAUUCUUCGUACAUGAUGAGAACACUGGAAAGUCAGCUGUGAAUGUAAUUGAUGCAAAAACAAUGUCAGCAGAGCCUGUGGCAGUUGUUGUAUUACCCAAAAGAGUUCCUUAUGGAUUCCAUGCCUUCUUUGUCACAGAGGUGAAAAAAUCGAUUCAGGAUGAAACUAUAAACAAUAUAGAAGAAUCUGUAAUGAAAUCUUCAAAUGAGAUGAGAAGAACAAUGAACAAAUUCAAGAACAAGCCAAACUGUGAGAGUGAUCACAACAUAUAUACCUCGUUAUCUUGUAUCAUGGCUGCAUCUAUACUUCUAUAGUGCUGUUAUAGAAUAGCUAUAACUGGCUAUUUCGUCAUUGAUAACUUGACACAAAUAAAUGUAUUUAUGUGUAGACUAUAAUUGUUACUGCUUUUUUCAUCUUUCUUUGAGCCGGGGUCUAUCGGGAAAAACCUCUCUACCUUCUCAAGGUGGGGGUAAGGUCUGCGUACACACUACCCUCCUCAGAGGCGUAUCUGGUGUAGAAGCUAUGAGUUCAAUUGAACACAUAGCUUUUGCUCAUACCCUGUAUUUUUGUCCAAAAAAAUAUUAAAUAUGCACAAAUAAUAAAUUUUGAACCCAUUAAAUUAGAUGAGAUGUGUUAGAGUUG
Molecule: messenger RNA, 2323 nt
Organism: Nicotiana attenuata
Lineage: Eukaryota; Viridiplantae; Streptophyta; Magnoliopsida; Solanales; Solanaceae
Product: carotenoid 9,10(9',10')-cleavage dioxygenase 1-like
Exons: 15
Coding region: 211-1995 (594 amino acids)
Biological process (GO): carotene catabolic process
Cellular component (GO): chloroplast stroma
Molecular function (GO): carotenoid dioxygenase activity
Source: RefSeq, a predicted model, not a curated record